AUGACCAUGGCUUGGGUCCCUCACGAAAUUCGAAAUCUCAUGUCCUACGACGAUCCCUCCAGCUUGACCUCCCCUCAGCCCGCCGACGACCAUGCCCAUGCCAUCGGCGGAACAUCUCCCGUCCGCACGCUCGAGAUGGCAGAAGAUACUUCCACCGAGUCCACGCAUACGCCCGAACAAGGUCGACGAAAGCGACUGUCCCUCUUUAGUCGCUCCAAUUCCGAUGCCUCCAGACGCCCUGCUGCUGCCGACAUCUCCGACAUCCUUCAUGCCACAAUGGCGCACGGCAAGGAUCAGCAUGCCGAUCCGAUGAGAGCUCUCUCGCGGCAUCAGUCUCGCCCGAGUACCGCGCAGUCCACCGACAGCCGAAAAAAACCAAACGAUGCGCUCGAGAGCCUCCGGAAUUCCCUGUUCAGGGGCCGAAAGCGUUCCUGGAAAGCGAACGCGCCUCGACCGUCCUCCCGCCUCUCGCAUCCUUCGACCCAUUCCGAACCCACCGAGGUGUGCAAGGCCGGUCUUGUCAAUGUCAACACCGACCUCAUUCCUCUCGUUGAAGGAACAGCCGCCAAGAAGGAGGGCCAGGAAGCGAGGGACGGUCAGUUCUUCAAAUCAGAGGAAGAUUGUAUGCAGACCGAGGGAAUCAUUCGCGCAUGGGAUCAUAUGCUGACAACACCUAGUCUAUCUGCACCGCAAAAAGUCGAGCAUCUCGCCUCCAUUCAACUUCCAGCAUGUAACACACACGGCGAAGAAGCACCUUCCGAAGCUGGAGACCGUGGACGAAAAGGACCUCAAGACGAAGUUCUGGGCCGUCAAUGCCUACCAAAAGCCAAAGGAAAAGCUUCACGGCAUCAAGGCUCAGAGUCUGGAGACGCGACCGGACCGGAGUCUCUCUCCUGGUGCUCGUGCCGAGCUUUCGAGACGCUCUUCCCAAGCCAGUGCCCUCUCACAGCCCUCCCCGACGCACACCGUGACCCGCAGCGUGGAUGAGACGCUCUUCGAUGAGACUCAAGAAACGAAGUUUGAUCCUGACGCUGCCCUGCAAUUCUUGCACGAGGUCAACAACCCGCAGCAGAACUACAACAUUCGCCAGCCGAAACAUGACUCUUCUUCGAGCUCGCUCGCAUCCAAUUCCUCAGGAUCGAAACCCCAAUACUCACGAGUACAUGCGUCUUUCGACCACGGCAGUCCAAAUCGCCGAGUAUCGGAAGAUGUGGCACCGCCCACGGUGCAGUCCAGCUCGCCAACAGGUCCAGCUCCAACUCCAGCCCCAGCGGCGGCAGCGCCCGAAUUGGCACCGGGAACAGCUCCCAUGAGCUUGCAGCGCAAGCCACUAGGGCAAAGUUUCAAGGCCAAUCAGUCAUUACCACCCAUCCCGGCACGGAAAGAGCAACCACAACAAGAUUCCAAGGCGCCGACCAACCCGACGGCCGCCAAGACCUACAGCUUGUUUCCGCCACCUCCAGGCAAGAACGUCGACACCCCCCCCUCAAACGCAUCUAAGCGGAGUUCCAAGUCGGUAGCGACAACGAGCAGAUCUAGCCUCUCAAGCUCAACCCGGCGUAUCGAAGUGUUUAGUGAGGCUAGCUGGGAAGAUGAAAUCGACUUUGCCUACGAACGUGGCGCUGAGGCCAUGUUGGACGACUGGGACAGCGUGUCGCCCUUGCAAGAGAUUCACGAGCACGAACCACUACAGCAGCAACCACCCCGUCAUCCCUCUCCGGACGGAGAAGGCAGCAUCGACAGCCAAGGUGGCGGCGUCCGUCUUUCCGCCGGCAUCGAACAGCCUGCCGUAACCACCUCCGAUUCCUCUUCUGCUGUGCACACAUCCCGGUCAAACACCGAGACCCCAGAACAGCAACAUAAACGCGGGUCCUCUGUGGGCCACAAAGGCUUCGCAGCAGCGCGGACGGCGUCUCAGGAAGCGGUCUCGAAGAGUCCGUCUCUCGCUCUCGACACGGCAGCCUCCAAGGUUCCAAACACUCCGCCUCCAAAGUUCAGUGUUACGAACUCCGAUUUGAACCUGCAGUCCCCGAGUUCCAGCACCAUGCAGCUCGCAUCGGUUGAUCACGACCUCUCCGGGUAUAUCAGUGACCCGGAAAGCACGCGCACCGGAGGAUCUCGACAUCGCAAGUCAAGCUCCUAUGGCUCCUACGACAGCAGCGGGCGCUCGCUCCCCAUCGGCAGCGACACGACCCGAUGGUCGUCAUGCUCAACCUCGUCUAUGCCCGAUCUGCUGCACAGCAAACGCAAGAGCCGAUCUUCCGUGGGUAAGAUGAGAAUGUCGAGGACCUUGGAGUCUGUGCCUCACAGCCCUGACUUUGAGCGAAGCGACAAGCAGGACGAGAGCAACCUGACUGUUCCUCCCACGAAUCGAUCGAGCUAUAUGGAGCGAGCAGCGACUGAUUCGGUGAUUAUGAGGAGGCCGGCGAACGGUGACCGGCAGUGUUUGUAUUCCGCUGGACGGAUCGUGCAGAGGCGAAGGAGCUCGCCGCCGAGUCGACUGCAGAGAGGGAGCAGUGCGAAUCCUCCUGUCGAGGAGGUCGAGGGGGGGUGGAUAUGA
Messenger RNA from Lecanosticta acicola, 2560 nucleotides. The record is from the annotation of a GenBank genome assembly. Lineage: Eukaryota; Fungi; Ascomycota; Dothideomycetes; Mycosphaerellales; Mycosphaerellaceae.